UGCUGGCCCCUCAGCCUAUGACCAGACCCCCGCCCGCCUGGCCAGAGUCCUGGCCUGCCUUGGUGGCUCCCGCUUGACACAGGCUCUCCGUGACCUGAGAACAGCGACACGCAUUCCUCCGCGGGCCGUGCCCCCCCCCUGCUCAGAACAUCUGGGCGUGUCUCAGUCUACAGGCAUCUGGAGGCUGGCCCGCACUCAGCACACCUCACUGUGGGUGGUCAGGUGCCAGCCAGGGUGACAAGGUGCCGGGCUGGGGGCAGAGGAGUGAGGCCGGGCCGCGGGCCCUGAGUCCUGAUGGAAGGAGGUGGGGCUUUAGGGCCGGGAUGGACGAGGACUACUCCUCUCAGAUGAAGAAGAUGGCCUUGGCCAUGGGCACGUCCCUGUCGGACAAGGACAUAGAGCUGCUGCCCACGGACAUGAGGCAUCACGGCUCCUUCAACUACCUCAGGUUCUUGGAGUACAUGCAGAAAUUCCAGGCCUCGGGGCAGCUGGAGAGCGCCAUCCGCCAGGCCUUCCAGACUCUGGACAAGGACAAGAGUGGCUUCAUCGAGUGGAACGAGAUCAAGUACAUCCUGUCCACCAUCCCCAGCAGCGGGCCCACCGCCCCGCUGACAGACGAGGAGGCAGAGGCCGUGAUCCAGGCGGCCGACACGGACGGGGACGGCAGGAUCGACUUCGAAGAAUUUUCUGAAUUGAUCAAAAAGGAGAAACUUCCAAAGAAGAAGUAGUGCCACGCCCAGCCCUGGGCCAGGGAAAGCUACCCUACGGCGCAUCGUGGGGGGUUUGUGUGUCCGAUCAAGGAGGCCGUGGGGGCAGACGCGGCAUGUGCCAG
Messenger RNA from Hyaena hyaena (striped hyena), 832 nucleotides. It is a transcript of the gene PVALEF, whose product is annotated as parvalbumin like EF-hand containing. Gene Ontology annotation, cellular component: nucleus; cytoplasm. NCBI's taxonomy places the organism in Eukaryota, Metazoa, Chordata, Mammalia, Carnivora, Hyaenidae. The coding region runs from base 324 to 728 and encodes 134 amino acids. Gene Ontology annotation, molecular function: calcium ion binding. The transcript has 5 exons. The record is from RefSeq and is a predicted model, not a curated record.